Messenger RNA from Daldinia childiae, 2004 nucleotides. RefSeq lists its product as uncharacterized. The coding region runs from base 1 to 2004 and encodes 667 amino acids. The transcript is spliced from 7 exons. Gene Ontology annotation, molecular function: arylformamidase activity. Lineage: Eukaryota; Fungi; Ascomycota; Sordariomycetes; Xylariales; Hypoxylaceae. The record is from RefSeq and is a predicted model, not a curated record.
AUGGUGGCUGUGGACCAAAACCAGGGUCCGGGACCGAUCUCUGGGGUUGGUUCUCAGACCCUUCCCCCAAUUCGGGCGUGCCUAUUUGACAUGGACGGUCUCCUUAUUAACACCGAAGAUUUAUACACUCUUUGCGCCGACAUAGUCUUGACCAAGUACGGACGACCCCGUCUCCCCUGGUCUAUUAAGGCUCAGCUCAUGGGCGUCCCUGGCUCAUCCCACGGCGACACCUUUCACAGCUGGGCCCAGCUACCAAUAUCAAGAGAGCAGUUCAAAGAGGAACAGGCCGAACAACACCGGAUCCAUUUCCCCGAAUGCAAGCCUCUCCCCGGGGUAGAUAAACUUCUCAAGGAUCUCAGGAGCGCGAAGAAUACACAGGGGUUACCUGUUGAAAUUGCCCUUGCUACGAGUAGCCAUAGAGCGAACUAUGAGCUCAAGACUUCGCGGCCAGAAACGAAGGCUGUUCUAGAUCUAAUUCCGGAAAAACAUCGAGUCCUAGGAGACGAUCCUAGGAUCCAAAUCUUCGAAGACAGCGUCCUGGGUGUAGAGGCAGGGCGGAGGGCAGGCAUGAGGGCCGUAUGGGUUCCUCACCCCGGCCUCGUCGCCGAGUACAAGGGCAAGGAGAAAGAAGUGCUUGCCGGGAGAACAGCGUUAUAUCCGAUUGGCAAUGACGAGCAGCUCGGCGCGAUCGACGAUGGCCGGGCUGAACAGCUCGCCAGCCUGGAAAACUUCCCUUAUGACAAGUUUGGUAUUGUUGUUCCCCAGAACACGAAUCAUUCAACCAUGGGUAGUAGAACAUACUACGAGGCUAGCACUUUACUGAUUUAUCCAUCGCAAGAAAACACUCGAUCAAUAAUAGAGGAAUUUAGUCAAAAUCCCAAAUACUCACUUGACUUAUACAUACAUACACACAACCAUGGCUCCGCCGGUCUCCGGAUUCAAGCUCAACAGCAACAACAUCCCGAGCUUCGAGGACCUCCCCCUACGGCAAACAGACCCGCACUACUCAGCAUGGGGUUUAUACGUGACAAAGACGAGCUAGGAACACUCAACCGACUAACAGACUCAAGGGUAGCCGCCGCAGCCAAGGAUGAGAUCAAAACAGGUCGCAGAAUCUCCCUAAACUGGCCGCUCAACGCGCAGCCCCAAAAAUCCUUCUUCUCACGCCACAUAUUCACGCAAUCCCUCAUCCGCAAGUCCCCGCGCGUCGUCAACGACGACGUCUGGACCUUCAACUCCCAGGUAUCCACGCAGUGGGACGGCCUGCGCCACUAUGCCUACCAGCGCGAGGCGCGGUUCUAUAACGGCGUGACUAUGGAGGAUAUACACGACGUUGGCGAGGAUGGUAGUGGGAAGACUACGGUUAAUGGGAUACACGCAUGGGCCGAACAGGGUAUCGUAGGCCGCGGUGUCUUAGUCGACUACCACAGCUGGCGGCUCGCGCAACCUGCUGCUGACCUUAAGCCCUACGACCCAUUUAAGAGCGAUGCGAUCCCGCUUGAGGAUCUACAGGCGUGCCUAGCUGCGCAAGGGACUGAGGUUAAAUUCGGUGAUAUCUUGUUCAUCCGCUCAGGCGCGUAUUUCCCCUUUCCUAUCCUCUUUACUUCAACCUCUAGCCCCUUACCUUUAUUUCAGAUAGGCUUCACAGCAACCUACACCCAGAAAACCGCCGACGAGCUCAGCGUCUACCAAGCCGUAGUCCCGCACCACUUCGGCGGCGUCGAGCGGUCGGAAGCUAUGUUGCGCUGGAUCUGGGAGCACUUCUCUGCCGUAGCAGGAGAUCAACCUUCUUUUGAAAGCUGGCCCGCACCCCCCGACUCCCCACACAUCCUGCACGAAGUCCUUCUUUCUGGUUGGGGAUGCCCGAUCGGUGAACUUUUUGACCUUGAGAAGCUUGCUAGAUACUGCGAGGCGCAGAAGCGCUGGUCUUUCUUCGUCGUCAGCGAGCCGUGUAAUGUCCCCGGCGGCGUCGCUAGUCCGCCCAAUAUACUCGCUAUUUUCUAG